Entrophospora candida is the source of this 221-nucleotide messenger RNA. Lineage: Eukaryota; Fungi; Glomeromycota; Glomeromycetes; Entrophosporales; Entrophosporaceae. The record is from the annotation of a GenBank genome assembly.
GUCGAAGUUAUGAACCAGAAAAAUAUGAAUUGAUUAAAGUUGAGAUUAAAAAGGAUGAUGAAUUGACCGACAUAAAUUUAUGGUGGAUCAUAUAUGGGAUGGAUAAUCCCUUUGGACUCGAUUAUUAUAGACUAUUUACAUUUGGAAAAUACAAUUUACCAUCAUCAUUUUCCAAUACUGGUGAUUUAUUAAUGAGUAUAAAAUUACUAUUACAGCUAAAG